UGGCGCCAGCGUGAAUGCCGCGUGUCGCGGUGCAGUCAAAUUAAUGAACGUGUAUGUGUAUACGUACAUAGAGGUGGCACAUUUCCGUCUAUGUUACAGGCUCUCGCGGCCGGUGCGCGACGUUGUAUCCGCGCGAUGUCCGCCGUCACGACGCAGAAGCCAGAGGUAGUGUUCAUCCUGGGUGGCCCGGGUGCCGGAAAGGGCACACUCUGCCACUACAUCGUCAAGCAUUACGGUUAUGCCCAUUUGUCGGCCGGCGAUUUGUUGCGCGAGGAACGCGCCAAGCCCGGCUCGGAGUAUGGCGAGCUCAUUGAGACGCAUAUCAGGAAUGGUACGAUCGUCCCCGUAGAGAUCACCUGCAGUCUCCUCGACCGCGCCAUGCAGACCUCAGAUAAUCCGCAUCACCGUUUUCUUAUUGACGGCUUCCCCAGGAAUCAGAAUAACAUUGACGGUUGGAACAAGAUGAUGUCCAAUAAAGUUAUCCUGAAGGGCGUAAUAUUUUGCGAAUGCAGUCAGGAAGUUUGUACUCAACGUUGUCUGAAUCGUGGUGCCAGUGGGAGUGGUCGCAGUGACGAUAAUGAGCAAUCUUUGGUCUUCCGUCAUCAAACUUACCUGAAACAUACCUUACCGAUAAUAGAGUUAUAUGAGAAGCAGGGUUUAGUUUAUAAAGUUAAUUCUAUGAAAACACCAGAGGAAGUGUUUCAAGAUGUUGCAGAAUUCUUUCCUAAGAUAGGAUGGUAAUAACAAUAGUUCUAAUGAUCACUUUUUAACAGUACAUUAUUGAUGGACAUUUUUUUAUUUUUCUUUUGUAGCGUAGAUAUUUUCAGACAUCACUAUUUUACAAGGUUUUUUCAUUUUGUAUAAAAUAUAACUUUUAUCAUGUAUGAUGUAUUUCGAAUUCAUAAAACACAUUGCAACUUAUAUAUUAAUUAAAUAUUUCUUUAUAGAUAUACAAUAAUUGCAGUGCGAAUGAUAAAAAAUGCUGUAAAUAUUCUGUCGGAAUUGUUAAUUGCGAUCAGUAAUGUAAAUUUUUUGAUAUGACGAAGUAUACAUAGUGCAAGCGUU
Messenger RNA from Pogonomyrmex barbatus (red harvester ant), 1065 nucleotides. RefSeq names its product cytidine/uridine monophosphate kinase Dak1 (gene Dak1). Gene Ontology annotation, molecular function: ATP binding. Gene Ontology annotation, biological process: pyrimidine nucleotide biosynthetic process; 'de novo' pyrimidine nucleobase biosynthetic process. The record is from RefSeq and is a predicted model, not a curated record. Lineage: Eukaryota; Metazoa; Arthropoda; Insecta; Hymenoptera; Formicidae.